ACCAGUUCUUUGGCGGCUGUUCGAAAGAGAAGGUAUCAAGAAAGGUUUCUGGGAGAAUUUGGGAAGAAGGGGUCUCUCUAAUCAGACUUAGUUCAAUAUUUUCACAAACGCUCGUGAGUGGAUUGUAAUUGACCUGAAGAAGCAGCACCCUAUGAACUACAUCUGAACAAUGGAGACAGCUCUAGCAAAAUCACCAGUGAAAAGGCAAGUCGUUUUUCUUACUAUGCUGUUGCUUUUGUGGGAGGCUGACUGUAAGACAAUAAGAUAUUCCAUGCCAGAAGAAAUGGAGACUGGCUACAUGAUGUCUAACCUUGAAAAAGAUCUGGGGCUCAAGGUGGGGGAACUGGCCACCAGAGGGGCACAAAUCCAUUACAAAGGAAACAAAGAGCUCUUGCAGCUGGAUGCAGAGACAGGGAAUUUGUUCUUGAAGGAAAAACUAGACCGCGAGGAGCUGUGUGGGGCUACAGAACCCUGUGUGCUGCACUUCCAGCUCAUACUGGAAAACCCUGUGCAGUUCUUCCAAACUGACCUGCAGCUCACAGACAUAAAUGACCAUUCUCCAGAGUUCCCGAACAGGGAAAUGCUCCUAACAAUUCCUGAGAGCGCCCAGCCAGGGACUGUGUUUCCUCUGAAAGCGGCUCAGGACCCUGACAUAGGCAGCAAUGCUGUUCAGAACUACACAGUCAGCCCCAACCUCCACUUCCAUGUCGUUACUCACAGUCGUGCUGAUGGCAGGAAAUACCCAGAGCUGGUGCUGGACAGAGCCCUGGACAGGGAGGAGCAGCCUGAGCUCACUUUAACCCUCACUGCUGUGGACGGUGGGUCUCCACCCAGGUCUGGGACCACCACAGUUCGCAUUGAAGUCGUGGACAUCAAUGAUAAUGCUCCCCAGUUUGUACAGUCGCUCUAUGAGGUUCAAGUCCCUGAGAACAGCCCCCUUAAUGCCUUAGUUUUGACGGUGUCUGCCAGGGAUUUGGAUGCUGGGAUAUAUGGGAAGGUAGUCUACUCUCUGUUUCAAGGCAGUGGGGUUUCUCUGCCAUUUGUAAUAGACAAAGUCACUGGAGAAAUUCGUCUGAGGGAAGAGUUGGAUUUCGAGGUUACUAGCCAGUAUAACAUAGAAAUCGCAGCCACGGAUGGAGGAGGCCUUUCGGGGAAAUGCACUGUGGCUGUGCAGGUGUUGGAUGUGAAUGACAACGCCCCUGAGCUGACUAUCAGAAAGCUCACAAUCCCUAUCCCAGAAAACUCCCCGGAGACUGUAGUUGCUGUUUUCAGUGUUUCUGACGCAGAUUCCGGAGACAAUGGAAGAAUGGUGUGUUCUAUUCAGAACGAUCUCCCAUUUCUUUUGAAGCCCACAUUCGAGAACUAUUACACUUUAGUGACAGAGGGGCCACUGGACCGAGAGAGCAGAUCUGAGUACAACAUCACCAUCACAGUCAGCGACAUGGGAACACCCAAACUCACAACCCAGCACACCAUAACAGUACAGGUGUCCGAUGUCAACGACAACGCCCCCGCUUUCACACAAAGCUCCUACACCCUGUUUAUCCAAGAGAACAACAGCCCCGCCCUGCACAUAGGCAACAUCAGCGCCACAGACUCAGACUCAGGCUCCAAUGCCCACAUCACCUACUCACUGAUGCCCACCCACGACCCACAGCUGGAUCUCUCCUCGCUCAUCUCUAUCAAUGCUGACAAUGGGCAGUUGUUUGCGCUCAGGGCUCUGGACUAUGAGGCCCUGCAGAGCUUCGAGUUCCGCGUGGGCGCCACAGACCAAGGCUCGCCCGCGCUCAGCAGCCAGGCGCUGGUGCGCGUGCAGGUGCUGGACGCCAACGACAAUGCGCCCUUCGUGCUCUACCCUCUGCAGAACGCCUCUGCGCCCUUCACAGAGCUGCUACCCAGGGCGGCAGAGCCAGGAUACCUGGUCACCAAGGUAGUGGCCAUAGACAGCGACUCAGAACAGAAUGCCUGGCUGUCAUUUCAACUGCUCAAGGCCACGGAGCCUGGACUGUUCAGCGUGUGGGCUCACAAUGGCGAGGUGCGCACCUCCAGGCUGCUGAGUGAGCGCGAUGCGCCCAAGCACAGGCUGCUGCUGCUGGUCAAGGACAAUGGCGAUCCUCCGCGGUCUGCCAGUGUCACUCUUCAUGUGCUGCUGGUGGAUGGCUUCUCUCAGCCCUACCUGCCUCUGCCCCAGAUGGAGCGCAAUCCAGCUCAAGAGAAUGAGGACAGACUCACGCUGUACCUUGUCAUUGCCUUGGCAUCUGUGUCUUCGCUCUUUCUCUUGUCUGUGCUGCUGUUCGUAGGAGUGAGGAUGUGCAGGGGGGUCGGGGGAGCCUCGCUGGGUAGCUGCUCUGUGCCUGAGGGACACUUUCCUGAACACCUGGUGGAUGUCAGUGGCGCUGGGACCCUGUCACAGAGCUACCACUAUGAGGUGUGUCUGACUGGAGACUCUGAGACUGGUGAGUUCAAUUUUCUCAAACCCGUGAUUCCCAACUUACUGCUUCAGGAUGCUGGGAGAGAAGUCAAGGAAACUCCUCACUGCAGGGAUAGCUUUGUCUUCAGUUAACUGUUGUAUCUAGUUCAGUGAAUUUAUUUUUUGUCAAAUCUCUAACAAUAUGGUUCUCUUAAGAAAAUGAGUCACUUUAAUCAAAGUAUUGGCAUUGUAUUGAAACAUAUGCAUGUUCUCCAUUGCUAAAAUGUGUUUUUUUUCUUUCUUGCUCUUUUUAGUUAUUUCAGGUAUAGUGAAUAUUAAGAACAUAAAUUUUUCUAUAUUUCACCUUAAUGUUUAACUUUAGCUCAAGUAUUAUGCAACAAAAUGAAUUCACUUUCCCUGUUUUGUGUGUGAGUGGGUUUUUUUUUUUGCCUGUUUGGUUUUCUUUUUUAAAGACAGGUUCUCACCAUGUAACUCUGGCUGUCCUAGAACUCACUGUGUACUUCAGACAGCCUCCAACUGUUAGACAUUCAUCUCUCCGUCUCCCGCAUGCUGACUACUUUACUGUUUUCACCCCAAAAUUUCAAGUUUUUAUGGCCCAGGUGUUCACGGUUUUUUGAGUUAUGUUAUUGCCAUUGGAUAUUAAAUCUAAGACCUUGUAUGUGCUAAUCAUCCAGUCUGUUAGUGAGCUUCACUCACAGCUGAAAUUCCUUAUAAUUAUUACUAACAAGCAUAGUUUUCUUCCAAUUAUAAACAUUCCCUUGUUAAAUAUCAAGACACUAGA
Microtus oregoni (creeping vole) is the source of this 3212-nucleotide messenger RNA. Its product is annotated as protocadherin beta-8-like. Gene Ontology annotation, molecular function: calcium ion binding. Bases 170 to 2563 code for a protein of 797 amino acids. Lineage: Eukaryota; Metazoa; Chordata; Mammalia; Rodentia; Cricetidae. Gene Ontology annotation, cellular component: plasma membrane. The transcript has a single exon. The record is from RefSeq and is a predicted model, not a curated record. Gene Ontology annotation, biological process: homophilic cell-cell adhesion.